AUGGACUUUACACUCAAGUCCCGUGGUUAUCAUGAACCGGUGCCUUUCAAGGCAGAUACAACCCCAAAAAUGGUUAGAGGCACGUGCCAAGCGAACGGCGCCACAGUCGCGGUUGACAUCGUCAUUUGCGAGUCUUCAGACAUCAAGGAGACGGUGCAUGCCGUGGGCGAUGGCGAUGUGGCCGACACUCAGGACGAUGCGGAGAAUGCUUCUACUGCCGUCGCGGACGCGAGCUCUUUUGUGAGAACUUCAUCGCUCAUGGGCAUGCCAUGUUGUUGUCGCCGCACCGGAAGUAGUCAAGAUGCAACUCGCUCAAUGCUGCUGAUGUACAUAUCGGUCUUCCGCGGUCAGGCCUCUGCGUCUGCCAUAUUGGACAAGCUGCACAAUGACAAUUCAUACGAAUUCGUUUUUGUGGUUGAGGCGACUGGAGAUGCUAAAUUCCUCGAGGGCUCGACCAACCUUGUCAGAAAGGGUGGCAAGCUGGUAGUUUAUGGCGUCUGCAACGACAAUGAUCGUACCUCUUUAUCGCCCAAGAAGAUAUUCAUUGAUGAAAUCAGCGUCCAAGAUCACUUAGGGAUAUGA
Molecule: messenger RNA, 582 nt
Organism: Aspergillus thermomutatus
Lineage: Eukaryota; Fungi; Ascomycota; Eurotiomycetes; Eurotiales; Aspergillaceae
Exons: 4
Coding region: 1-582 (193 amino acids)
Source: RefSeq, a predicted model, not a curated record